AUGACGCUUCUGCAGAGACUCCAGGCCAUGUCGGCCACCACAACCAGGACGAUAUUGGAGGGCAGCAUCGAUAGCAUCGAUGGAACAAAGGAGCCGCUGGCGGGAAGACUGCCCGUGCUGGAGGAGUCCGCCUCACAUGCCCGUUAUUUGAAAUUCAUCGCCGACGGGCUCAUCGACGAGGGACUGGGCAGUGCGGUGGGCAGCGGUAGCAGCAUCGCCGUGUCCCUCGAAGAUGUCGUCGCAGGACAGGCACAGGACAUCCAGGCGGGCGAGGGAUCCACCGACGACGCCGACGGCAGCAGCCAUCUGGCAUUAGUCUUCGUCAAGUGUUUCAUUAUUGGUUUCAUCAUACUGGCCGCCAUCCUGGGCAACAUGCUGGUGAUUGUGUCCGUCAUGCGCCACCGGAAAUUGCGCAUCAUUACCAACUACUUUGUGGUCUCGCUGGCCGUCGCCGACAUGCUGGUGGCCCUCUGUGCGAUGACAUUUAAUGCUUCCGUCAUGAUCUCGGGCAAGUGGAUGUUCGGAUCGGUGAUGUGCGACAUGUGGAACAGCUUCGACGUCUACUUCUCCACCGCCAGCAUCAUGCAUCUCUGCUGCAUCUCCGUGGAUAGAUACUACGCCAUCGUCCAGCCGCUGGACUAUCCCUUAAUCAUGACGCAGCGGCGCGUGUUCAUCAUGCUCCUGAUGGUGUGGCUUUCCCCAGCGCUUCUCUCGUUUCUGCCCAUCUGCUCAGGGUGGUACACAACGACCGAGAACUACAAGUAUCUCAAAUCGAAUCCGCAUAUAUGUGAAUUCAAAGUGAACAAGGCGUACGCCAUAGUCAGCUCGUCGAUGAGCUUCUGGAUCCCCGGCAUCGUGAUGCUGUCGAUGUACUACCGCAUUUACCAGGAGGCCGACCGGCAGGAGCGCCUGGUCUACAGAUCCAAGGUGGCCGCCCUGCUGCUCGAGAAGCAUCUGCAGAUUAGCCAAAUUCCCAAGCCGCGGCCGAGCAUCCAGGUGGAGCAGUCGACCAUCUCGACAAUGCGGCGGGAGCGGAAGGCCGCCCGCACCCUGGGCAUCAUCAUGAGCGCCUUCCUCAUCUGCUGGCUGCCCUUCUUCCUCUGGUACAUUGUAUCCUCGCUGUGCGAUAGCUGCAUCACUCCGCGCCUCCUCGUCGGCAUCCUGUUUUGGAUCGGCUACUUCAACUCGGCCCUGAACCCCAUUAUUUAUGCAUACUUCAACCGCGACUUCAGGGCCGCCUUCAAGAAGACCCUCAAGAGCCUCUUUCCCUACGCCUUUUACUUCUGUCGGCAACAGGGGCGGGACGACGACCGAGAUCUGGAGUUCGGCGGUCCCAGUCGACGGGGAACCAAUGGAGCCCGCGCCGGUUCCGGAUCCGCUGAGCUGCCCAACUGCAUCAACUCGACGGCCUCGUCGGAGAUUCACAUGAGCGUGAUGCGGGCCCGCCAGUAUGCCGUCAAUGUCACCCCCACCACGGACGCCCAGAUGCAGCAGCUGCACCCCCUCUACACCAACUAGACCUACUACUACACCCAUGGCGUACACACUUGAUCUCAACUCCUGUGCUUCACAACGUCUGUUCAUGAGUGCUCAGUGCACUCCAAGUGUUCUCCAGAAACCAGAUUGCCAGCUUACAAAUAAAUUUGCCCGAUAGGUGGAAAAAACAUUCCUCAAAAUGGCUGCUAAGAGGGCUAAAAAGAAUUUAACCACAAAUAAAACAGCUAAAGCAACAGCAACAAUACGACAAUCCCACAGAUUAUAGAAAGCCUUCAACAACAGCAAAUUGACGUGCAAAAUGAAUUGAAAUACAAAUAAAAAUAUUACGACAUACAUAUUUACGUGUCAUGGAGUCAGAAAUUUCAUAAAGAGAUGUUUAUAAAUGCGCAUGCAACAAUAGAUAUAUGAAUUGAAUGUUUGAUAUACGUAUAUAAAAAGCGAGAUGUUAACCCAAAAAAAAAUAAAUAUGAGAUAUGCAUGGAUUGAAUUAAUACUCUAAGUAAAAGUAAAUAAAAGCUAGAAUUACUCUGUAGGUGAAAGGUCUGGUUGCAGAGUUUUUUGUGCAAAAUAUCUGUUAUGUUCGCAUGAAAAAUGUUUGACUUCAUAUGUUUGUUUAAAUUAAAGUUGAAAAUUUCUUAAAUAUUGUUGUACCUUUUAUUCGAUUAGCGAAUAAAGAAUGGCCAGUAAUCAGUGACCAAUUUGAAUUAACAUUUUGUAAAUAUUCAAAGCACUCAACCAGGUCUUGAAUCUAUUGUUAGUUACCUACAACUAAGUUAGGAACGUGUUAUUAUUUUUUGUAUUACUCAUAUUCUCUCAUCUUUAAAAGCAAUGAGAAAGUUCAUUCGAUUCGUUCGACAUUAAAAUAAUCUAGUUCAUUAAACCAAAAUCAAAUUAUAUAUGUCAUAAUACAUAACCAAACAAAGAAAUUCAUAGAAGCUAAAGCACGACUUACAUAUCCAUUGGGUCUUUUAGCCUCAACUUUGAUGUUUCCCGACUUUGAGUCCCACAUUGUUGUUGUAGUCAAGUUAGCGCUCUAGAGCUAUAUAUUAUAUACGAACUAUACCUGUAGCUAAGUACAUGAGUACCUCCCUCUCUGCAAAUAGAUGCAACCGACAUUCAUGGAACUGUUUUGUAAUCUUUUGAGCAAGUGUGACUAAUUCCUAUAAGCUAUUCUCUUGCCUGGACAAUCUUAACGAAGCACAAUAAACUAAAUCUCCAGACUCCAAGCCUGUUUAGUUGACUUUCGCUUUCGACUCGAAAUUAGUUGAGUAGGAGAUAUAAGAGAAGUUAUCAGUAACUGCCACGCCCCUCGCCGAAUUUGUCACCGCAAUUGCGCCCAUAAAUCAAAGGUGUUUUUAGAGGAAAGCUGGCUAAAUUGUUUGCAGAAAAUAUAUAUACGACAUAUAUAAAACGCUGACUUUUUCUUACGAUUCACAGUCAUUAUUUAAAGCGCCGGCUUAAGAGCUCACCGCCGGCGACAAAUGAGCAUCUGCCGUCUCUGUCGGCGUGACUACCCCUACUACACCCUACUUCUCCCCGCCCUCCAGUGGGCGUGUCAAUAUUUGCUUUAUUUAACUCUCGACGCUUUGUUUAAACUGCGGAACGCCCACAAAAAGUUGGCAGUCAGCAGCGUUGAUAACAUUUGAAAUGUAGCCAAAUAUUGUUAACUAAAUUAACGUCGAACGAUAAGAAGCUGAAGUACAAAACACGAAUGCUCUUUAAAGUUAAAACAGUUUUGCAUCGACUAAAAUAACUUUAUAAUAUUUAUUUCUGGUUACAAAAGUGAUUUCUUUGUUGCCACAAGUGUUUCCAGGUGCAUUGAACUUUAGUAGAAGGUGCAUCCGUUGAAUGAGGAAGUAAGAGUAUAUAUCUUCAAGUACCGCUGAGUUGAAUCGAACAAAGUUAGGAUUGGUCGAAGUGUUACAAAAAUAAUUAAACCAUUUAUAAUUUACUUACGAAAUAUGGUUAUUAAAUAUAAAUACACAUAGAUUUUUAAGUUGUAUUACUUUAAAAAUGUAUUCAGCAUCAGCAUUUCAAAGAUCUCUAUGAAUAUGUAUCUCCUCACUUCAAUAGCCCUGAUACCCCUAUAAACUAGGGUGUUUUUCGGAAAGUAUGGCACGUGUCCGUAAACCACCUGGAUCACAGCGUCAAUAACAAAACAGCCAUAAUUAACAAAAAUACGAUUUAGUUUAACCGCAAAUUGGAAUGUCAACUCAUGGGAGCAUGUGAUUCUCGAAUAAAAACAAACUAAACAGUUCGCGUUAGUGUCGAAAAGUAAAUAAUUAAAUUAUGGCAAUUAGGUAAAGCUCACGACGAUUACAGUCGCCUGUAAAAGUAUGCUGACGAGUCAUUCCAUGAUGCAAUCCCAGUUAAUUUGACAAUUCACGCACAUUCCAGAUAAAUCCCCACAUCCUCUGGGUGACAAUGACUUGUGAAAUUACUUCUGCCAGCGACUGUAUUCUUAUAUGACUGAUUCAUUUUAUUUCGUUUUUUACGAUGCGAGUAGAGAUACAAGGUACCUAAGACAUAACCAUUUAUAGCUGAAAGAGGCUCAAUGUUCAAAUGAAAUUACCGAUUCAGAUGCACUCAAAACAUUCGAAGCCAAAACAAAUUAAAUGUCCAACAGAAACGCUGAGCUGAAGCUUAUUUUGUAACAGAAAUACAAACUGAGUGUCUAAAAAUAAUGGUAGUCAAAUAAUUGUUGAAUAUUGUACGUAUUAUGCAUGUGUAUAGUUAAGUCAAUGCCAUGUUAAGCAAAAAAUAAAUAAAAGAGAAUUUUAAAAUCAGACCACAUUGAGGUAAUGAAAAAUUAAUGCGAAACUCAUAUAUUCAUGCGUAACUCGGCCACAUGGCAUUAAAUAUAAAAUGCAAAUAAAAGUGACAGCAAGAGGAAAAUGUUAAUUAACUUGUGAAAAAUAUUUACAAAACCACAAAAAAAGGAAAAAACAACUAGCACGGAUCUUGUGGUCGAUUGUCGGUCAAUUUCGGAAUUGUACUCAGAUACCUUCCAAGUUUCACGAACAGCAAAACAUUAGGCGAUACCCCUCGACUUAAGUAAAUGUUAACAUGUGCGUUUUUCAGUGGAAACUAUAUUAAAUUAUACAUAUAUAUUUAUUAUACAAAGGGAUAUGUUUACGGUGUAUGCAUGUAUUGUAUAUAGUAUCUCGAUACAUAUAAAUUAAUGAAAUGAAGCAAUUACAAUCGUAUGGAAUAAAAGUAAAGGUAAUAAUAAAAAGGUUCAAAACAUCA
Messenger RNA from Drosophila suzukii, 4746 nucleotides. RefSeq names its product Octopamine beta1 receptor (gene Octbeta1R). Gene Ontology annotation, molecular function: octopamine receptor activity; adrenergic receptor activity. The record is from RefSeq and is a predicted model, not a curated record. Gene Ontology annotation, cellular component: plasma membrane. Gene Ontology annotation, biological process: adenylate cyclase-activating adrenergic receptor signaling pathway. Lineage: Eukaryota; Metazoa; Arthropoda; Insecta; Diptera; Drosophilidae.